Molecule: messenger RNA, 616 nt
Organism: Symsagittifera roscoffensis
Lineage: Eukaryota; Metazoa; Xenacoelomorpha; Acoela; Convolutidae
Product: acetylcholine receptor subunit beta-like 2
Biological process (GO): nervous system process; signal transduction; monoatomic ion transmembrane transport
Cellular component (GO): synapse; neuron projection; plasma membrane
Molecular function (GO): transmembrane signaling receptor activity; transmitter-gated monoatomic ion channel activity involved in regulation of postsynaptic membrane potential; excitatory extracellular ligand-gated monoatomic ion channel activity
Source: RefSeq, a predicted model, not a curated record
CAUGAUGUCAUUCCGCAAACACGGAGGACUCAUCAACCUCUGCCAUAUACAAGAUUUCGUGUGGAAGACUGUAGUGGGUUGUAUGUGCAUGCUGACUCUGAAGUCUGAGAGGAGCUACAUGCGGAAGAUGCACGAGAACAACUUCAGGUCUGCCAGGUGUCUCAAACAACUCGCGUCCUACAUCACUAUUCUCACCACCAACAGAGCCACGAAAAACCACUCAAGUCAACACACAAACACAGAUUUCUCAGAUCCGACAGAAGACAAUCUGGGCGAGGGAUCGAUGCAGUACCUCUCUCCCUCUGUGCAGAACUUCAUUCACAACAUCCUAAGAGCGAUGGAGGCGACUCUGUGUGACUUCCUGACGAAGACGAGAGAGGAGGCUGUGAGGGAGGUGACGAAAGUGCAGUGGAUGAUACUAGCAGACAUCCUAGACCGACUGUUCUCCAUCCUCUUCAUAGUCAUCACUGCACUAUUCGCUCUAUACUUCCGAUUCAAUGUGCACUUCAGAUCUCACCAGCAUCUGCAGAACUUGAAAGAGCUCUAUGACGGAAUGGAGGAUCACGCUUGUUGAUGAACAUAAACAAAACUACUAAGAGUUGAAAUGAACUUCGAA